Messenger RNA from Penicillium alfredii, 1188 nucleotides. Its product is annotated as Tryptophan synthase beta subunit-like PLP-dependent enzymes superfamily. The record is from RefSeq and is a predicted model, not a curated record. Gene Ontology annotation, molecular function: D-cysteine desulfhydrase activity. Bases 1 to 1188 code for a protein of 395 amino acids. The transcript is spliced from 2 exons. Lineage: Eukaryota; Fungi; Ascomycota; Eurotiomycetes; Eurotiales; Aspergillaceae.
AUGUCUCUUCCACUCCCCGAACCCUUCGCCCAGAUCCCACGAUACCCACUAUUAUACCCUCACCCCUCGCCCAUCCACCCGCUCCCGACACUGAGAGAUCUCACCGAUCCAACCUAUAGGCGCGUCUCCGUCUUCAGCAAGCGGGAAGACCAUUCAUCGCCACUAGCCUGCGCAGGCAACAAAUACCGGAAACUUGAAUACAUUAUCCCCGAUAUUCUAUCCCAGACCCCGCAACACCACCACCAUGAACACCACCCGACCAGCCAGCCCAUGCGGGGCCCCGCAACCACACUGAUAACAGAGGCUACGCAUGGAGGCCUUGGUGCUGCUACACCGCGGGACGGGGGCGGGCUGGGCGCCAGCUCGGACCCGGCGGCCUUUGAGCGCGUGGGCAACGUGCAGAUCAACCAGCUGGUCGGCGCGCUCGUAGAUAUCCUCGACGCCGACGACCCGGUUGCUGAGGAUGCCACCCCGGUUCUGGAGCACUUAGCCUCAUGCGGCCGUAACCCGUAUUGGAUCCCCGGCGGCGCGAGCUUGCAUCCGCUCGGUGGGCUGGGGUAUGCGCGAGCGGCGGUAGAGAUCGAGGCGCAGGAGGCGCAGUUGCAGCUGGGCGGGUCCGGGCGCUAUGAUUAUAUCUUUGUUGCAUGCGGCAGUGGCAGCACUGUUGGGGGUUUGAUUGCGGGCUUUACGAUGCUAGAAAAGAACCGUCAAGCAGCCGUUUCUACUCCUACUUCUUCGGGAGACCAAGACAGCACUCGUGCCGAGGGGCGAUUGCCGCCGCGCAAUGUUAUUGGCGUGCUCACCUCGCCUACCAAGCCGCGCCAGUAUCAUGAGGAGCGGGUGCUCACCUUUGCGCGGCGAGCGGGAGCGAUGAUCGGUCUCGACGCCGAGCGGGAUAUCAGCAUGGAGGAUGUACAGCUGGAUGAUCGAUUCGUUGGAACCGCGUACGGGGUGCUGGAUCCCGGCACCAAAGAAACGCUGCAAGUUAUGGCGCGGGCAGAAGGCAUGAUGCUAGAUCCAGUGUAUACGGCCAAGGCAGCCAGAGGAAUGAUGUACUGGGUGGUGCACGGACAGGCUUUCGAGAACUAUGCCCGGAAACAUAAUUUGGACGAGGUGAACGUAUUGUUCAUCCAUACUGGUGGCCAGGCGGCCCUGAGCGCGUAUGCAGAAGGGGUCAAAGACACCUGA